Molecule: messenger RNA, 1209 nt
Organism: Photinus pyralis (common eastern firefly)
Lineage: Eukaryota; Metazoa; Arthropoda; Insecta; Coleoptera; Lampyridae
Gene: Usf
Product: upstream stimulatory factor 2
Exons: 4
Coding region: 135-983 (282 amino acids)
Biological process (GO): regulation of transcription by RNA polymerase II
Molecular function (GO): protein dimerization activity; DNA-binding transcription factor activity, RNA polymerase II-specific; RNA polymerase II cis-regulatory region sequence-specific DNA binding
Source: RefSeq, a predicted model, not a curated record
UGUCACGAGCAUGCGCGCAUGUCCGUUUAGUGCUAUUUUCUUCGGUAUCGCGUCACAUGACCUGAUUUGUUCCCGUGACCAAAAUUGAAGGAAAAUUCAAAAUAUUUUUAAGAAAUUGACUUAAAGUUCUUAAUAUGGACAUGCUAGACCCACUGAACACUAGUGGCGAGGAAGAAAUUGAAACCAAGGUUGUGAUCACUCCAAAUUUAAGGCAAGCAAAAGUUGUUCUCAAUCAAACUUUAAAUAUUGUGGAGGACCAGGGUAUGGAUAGUGAUGAAGACCAAAGGGUAGUUGCUCAUUUAUCACCUCAAACCUUAUUAGAAACCCCUACAGACACAGAAGUACAAUAUUCAUUUCGAUCCCCUGAAGGCACAAUCACAUACCGUGUUCUACAAGUUGAUGAGGCAGGGGAUAGUGUGCCACAACUUGUGACGACUGGUGGAAACUUCCACAGUGCCAGUGUUCAGCAAGUCCUUACCAGUAACAUAAAUGGGCAAUUAUUUGUGAUAGGAAGUCCGGGGGAGGCGUUUACCACACAGUCGAGUGGCAGAUCGAUAGCACCCAGGGAUCAUCUGAUCGAUUCUUCAGCAUCAGUCGCUUCAAACAUAAAGAAGAGAGACGAAAGGCGCCGGGCAACGCACAACGAAGUCGAGAGACGACGCAGAGAUAAAAUCAACAAUUGGAUUACAAAAUUAUCUAAGAUCAUACCUGAAAACAACACGACCGAAAUGAAAGGGAAUGGGCAUUACGAAGGACAAUCGAAAGGCGGUAUUUUAGCCAAGGCCUGCGAGUACAUUGUAGAGUUGCAGGAGCAUCAACAAAAAGCGGAGAUAUGUAUGAAGGACAAUAAACAAUUAGGGCAAAGUGUCGAAAUUUUAAAACAGCAAAACCUAGCUUUAGAACGAGAGAAUCGAGCUUUGCGUGAUAUAUUAAAGCGAAAUGGUUUGGAACCUCCAAAAGAUGAAAGUGUUCCUUUAUCAUAGCUAUUUUUUACAAUUAAUUAUUUAAUUAAAAUCAUGCGGUUAAUUCAAUAAAUAUAUGUUAAUAUACUAUUGUUUCUGAUAAUAUAAUGUUAUGCUUGCCUUUAUUUUGUAAUGCUUACGUCUUUUUUAUACUUAUUAUUAUAUGUUAAAACUUGUAGUUAACACAACUAAUUUGUUAUGUUAGUAGUAUUGAUUUUUUUGUUUAUAUACAUAUAGUUUAUUAGAA